UGCGCGCCAAAUAUUUCCCCCAUAAUGCCCUUAUCUUGCCUGAUACUGUCCGAAAUCCUGAAUGGCGGCCUAUAACGUCGUAAUCUUUUCAGUCGCUUGCAACCAGGAGAUCCACGGGUUUUGGGUCACCCAAUAUGCGAAUGGUCCAGCUUACCACGGUUCCCACGGAAGGUGUCUAUCCAUGGUCCAACUAUGAGCCUGUCAAAGAAAAUGGCGUCGGCAACGAGGAGCCAUUUAGGAUGACGUUGCCCCGCGUUACCAUCAUCUCUUGCGUGGUAUGUGACAACGACCCGCGAGGUCAAGAUACAGACGAACUUAGGCCAUCCGGCGUGUGGUAUAGACAUGGACGGGCGGAAUCCAACGUGCUUACAGACUCCACUUGGACACGGGGGUUAUUCCGACCGCCCUCGUCUAGAAGCAUUGGCGAAAACCCCGGACAGUUUGAACGGUCUGUGUUCAGGGAGUAAAAGACCCCAUCCUGAUUCCCGCCCCUGAGUGGGGGAAACCAAACCACCUCCGAGA
Sodiomyces alkalinus F11 is the source of this 522-nucleotide messenger RNA. RefSeq lists its product as hypothetical. NCBI's taxonomy places the organism in Eukaryota, Fungi, Ascomycota, Sordariomycetes, Glomerellales, Plectosphaerellaceae. Bases 135 to 467 code for a protein of 110 amino acids. The record is from RefSeq and is a predicted model, not a curated record. The transcript has a single exon.